Molecule: messenger RNA, 309 nt
Organism: Didymodactylos carnosus
Lineage: Eukaryota; Metazoa; Rotifera; Eurotatoria; Philodinida; Philodinidae
Source: the annotation of a GenBank genome assembly
AUGGACAGACUACCGGUUAGCAAAGUAGAAAUAAAAGAUCGAAACAUUCAGACAAUUCGAAAAGAAAAACAAACAAUUGAAAUCAAUCGUUUAAUAGAACCAAUCUUUAAACAUGUACGUCGACGUAAAUCGGGUAUAAAUGGUUUGAUAUCCUACAAAGGUAGUGGAUAUGAAAAUAUUCAAGAACAUUCGGGUAAUAAAAUUACAAUUACAUACAGAGAUCAAGAAAGAAAUAUUCAGGUAUUAUACAAUGGACAAGAAAUAGUUGGAGACUGGACAACAAUAAAUGAAUAUACAGUUGAACAUUAA